Xenopus tropicalis (tropical clawed frog) is the source of this 3178-nucleotide messenger RNA. RefSeq names its product uromodulin-like. Gene Ontology annotation, molecular function: calcium ion binding. Gene Ontology annotation, cellular component: ciliary membrane; extracellular region; basolateral plasma membrane. Lineage: Eukaryota; Metazoa; Chordata; Amphibia; Anura; Pipidae. The transcript is spliced from 18 exons. The coding region runs from base 118 to 2988 and encodes 956 amino acids. The record is from RefSeq and is a predicted model, not a curated record.
GAGCUCUAAAUGACCCUAGCAACCAGGGAGUGACUUGAAUGAGAGACUGAUAUAUGAAGAGAAGAGCACCUGAACAGAAAAGAGGCGAUUCUUUAUACCUGAUGCACUUGCUUUAAAAUGGCAUAUCUCUUCCACCUAGCAGUUGCUCUGCUAGUUUCUCAGCUGACUACAGCCCAGUGGACUGAAGGACCUCAUUACACUUCAGUUACUGCAGGUCGUACAUGCAGAGCAAAAGAGCUUACACCAUUUACACUGGUAAAGGGCUACAUAGCUUCAUGGAUGUAUAGUACUUCAAUUGGGAACCUUUUAAAUCGAAUAACAAACAGAUUCCCCUGUGGGAUCAGACAGUAUACAUCUGUGUCAAUUAAAAGUGCAGAUAUUUCAGAAUAUAUUACACAGACUAAGGAAGAUUUCAUUAGCCAGAUAUCAUACUCAGAUUAUUCAUCUUGUGGCUAUUACUACUAUGGCCCAGAGACUUACUGCAAUCAAUCCCUAUUGUAUGGGCUGAAGGAAGCAUUGCUCAUCUCUCCUCCGGGUUCAUUUGUUCUGGUUAUAACUGAUGGCACAAUUUCUGAUGCAAAUGACACUGCAUUAUUAAAUGGAAUUUAUAGUCUACUUGAGGAAAAACAGUCACAGGUGUUCUUCAUGUAUUGGGAUUGGCAUUGGCCUCCCAAAGAAUCUCAGGACAGUUUGCUUCAAAGUAUUGCUUCUCGCAGUUAUGGGCAUGUUUCAAGCAUUUACUUAUAUGGCAUUUGGGAGGCAAUGUAUGGCUUGGAUUUCUUUCUUACCAAACCUGUAAAUGCUUCCGUGCGCAUUCUGAAUAUAAAUGUAAAUGCAUCUGGUGAGAUUAAAGAGACUUUCAACACAACUGCCCUAACCCAUCUGCUGGUUUAUACUACUGGGGAUGUCAAUAUUACUCUGACUGAUCCUAAUGGGAAUGGUGCAGAUAUUGUACGAAGUCUAAUAUACUCUCCAGGAAACGCAUAUCUAGUGAAGCACUCUGUGUCUGGAAAGUGGACUUUAAGUCUAAAUUGUAAUGGGUUUAUUUCUGUUAUGAUUUUGGGCUUUACUGGUUCCUCACAGAUAGGAAAAUGUUCCGAUUCUGACUGCCACCCAAAUGCGACAUGUGAGGAGUUUGGUGGCGAUCAGGAAUGUACCUGUAAAAAUGGAUUUACAGGCGAUGGAUUCCAGUGCUAUGAUGUAAAUGAAUGUGACGAUUACUGGCUCACUAAAUGUAACGGUUAUUGUGAGAAUACAGUAGGCUCGUAUAACUGCACUUGUUAUAGUGGAUUGAAAUAUACAGAAGAAGGUUGUGUUGAUAUUGAUGAAUGUGCAAGUAAAGAUCUUAAUGACUGUCACCCUUUGGCUGUUUGCAACAAUUAUUGGGGUUGGUACAGUUGCAGUUGUCCAUAUGGAUAUUUUGGAGAUGGCUAUUUCUGUGAAGUCAAUGAAUGCCAACAAGGAACACCAUGUGACCCCAACACAGACUGCAUUAAAUACAAAGGGCUUUACAUCUGCUUAGACCCAUGUUCUAACCAUACAGUACUAGAUGAACCAUGGCGUAGUCUGGAUAAUAAACAUUCAGACUAUUAUUAUUAUUAUGACUACUACUGGUAUCAUUGUGAUUAUGGUCUAAGUGGUUGGUAUCACUUUCAAGGCAAAACUGAUCAGAAGAUUCCUGAAUAUUGUAUAGCACAACAGAGUUGUGGCACAAAUAUUCCAAUAUGGCUGAAUGGCACUCAUCCAAAAGAAAAGGAAGGGAUAGUCAAUCGCACUGCUUGUUUUAACUGGGGAGAUUGCUGCUCCUGGAACUCUUCUGUAUCAAUUAAGGCCUGUCCUGGUGAUUUUUAUGUGUAUAAACUGACUGGAACCCCAUUUUGCAAUUCAGCCUUCUGUGUUGAGCCAAAUCUGAAAACCCUAAAUUGUUCAUCUCUGUACUGUUCUCAUGAUGAAGAAUGCAGGAAAGAGAAUGGAGUUGUGGGCUGUUACUGCAAACAUUCUGAUAAUAUAUAUGGCGACGUGCAUGAAGAUUUCCCCAUUCCGGAGCUGACAUGCAGGACAAGCCUAAUGAGGCUUUCCUAUAGCAAAUGCUUACUAGAAAAGAUGGGAAUGAAUGCAUCGACCGUACAUUUAAGAGAUAAUGGCUGCCAGGGCUAUAUUGAAAGAGAAGAUAUACAGAUGGUUAAAAUCGACAUGUUGCCAAGAAAGGGGUUCUGUGGAGGUCAAAUCAAGGUUAAUACAACACAUUUUACAUAUAUAAAUACCGUAUAUGUGUCACCAAAAUCUGAUGAGAUGAUUCAAAGGGGGGAGAUUGCGCUGGAAGUCUCUUGCUCUUAUGCACGGAACAUGGAGGUCAGUCUGUGGACAGCAAUAAAUCCAAUUAUCAGCUCUCUUAAUAUUUCAGUCGGUGGAACUGGAUCAUAUACGGCUAAAAUGUCCCUUUUUCAAAACUGGGAUUAUUCGAUGCCCUUCCAGGGACCAGAAAUAUGGCUAAGCACAGAAACCUUGAUAUAUGUUGGAGUUAUGGUAGAAGAGAUGAAUGAACCUCAGUUUGUCUUACAAAUGAAGGACUGCUAUGCAACACCUACCAGAGACAGUCAGCACCCGGUCAAAUACUACAUCAUAAAGAACAAUUGCCCUAAUGUUAAUGAUCCCACAAUUUUUAUGGAAGAAAAUGGACAAUCCCUCAAUGGGAGAUUUUCUGUUCAGCUCUUCAAGUUAAUUGGCUACGACACAAUCUUUUUACACUGUCAGAUCAGCUUGUGUGAUACGUCAACUGAAAUCUGCAAUCCUCACUGCAGAGUGAAGUCUGCUUCUAUAGAUGACAAUUACGCCACACAGAAUUUAACACUUGGUCCCAUACAUAACAGAGGGGCAGUGAUACAACCCGCUAAGCCACCUGAAGCCCAUAUUUCAAAUGGAGCUGCACCUCCGGCACUGACCUUAACAUCAAUUCUCUUCUUCCUUGUGCUGAUAUUUGUCUGUUAAUUGCUUACUUACUGAAACUUUCUGUUCUCAUGUAAUAUAGCUUUAAAUGCAACAAAUAUAAUAGAAGAUGUCCUUUUUAUACUAGUUACAUUUAUGGUGGGUUUGGGGCAAUACAUUCUUAUAAGUAAAUACAUAUUAUAUGGUUCUGUAACAAUAGUAAGAAUAAAUAGAGAGCAAUCUUGUGACUGAA